Messenger RNA from Trichomycterus rosablanca, 4716 nucleotides. RefSeq names its product discs large MAGUK scaffold protein 1b (gene dlg1b). The transcript is spliced from 27 exons. NCBI's taxonomy places the organism in Eukaryota, Metazoa, Chordata, Actinopteri, Siluriformes, Trichomycteridae. The record is from RefSeq and is a predicted model, not a curated record. The coding region runs from base 505 to 3435 and encodes 976 amino acids. Gene Ontology annotation, biological process: chemical synaptic transmission; cell-cell adhesion; embryo development. Gene Ontology annotation, molecular function: kinase binding. Gene Ontology annotation, cellular component: postsynaptic density membrane; neuron projection; basolateral plasma membrane.
UCUGACACAUAAGAAGAAAAGAGGAGGCGGCGGCGGAAUAAGUUUGAGUCUCGGCGGAAAACAAGGUUUAAUCGCUCGAAUUGUGAGAACUGACGCGGUAACACGGUGUUAAAGUGUGGAUACAACCCGGCGGUGUGUGUGUGUGACCGGACUGUUUACGGUGUUAAGCAGAAUUUGGAGUUUUGUUGUUGAGGGAAGCGAACCCGAGUGGACCCGACAGACGUUACUCUGACUGCUCGUGAUUAAGUUUGUACUGUUGACCGGGAUUAAGCUCUUUGCGAUCAUGCCUGCGCGUUUGGAUGGAAGUAAGAGGCAACCCGAGCUCGUAUUUGGGCAGAGCUGAACAUUUAUACCGUCCCGCUUUGCUCUUUAAUAGCCCGAAUCCGGGUUCGCUGUUGACACCGGGAGUUUUAUGUGGACCGUUACUAACCGACCCGCCUGACACCUUGGAAACGGGCGCGUGCACCUAUCCUGCCUGCGUGUAGGGCGCGAGCCGAGCGAGCCAUGCCGGUGAGGAAGAAAGAUGCGCAGCGGGCUCUGUUGCUCUUGGAGGAAUACCGAACGAAACUCAACAACACAGAGGACCGACAGCUGAGGGGCUCCAUCCAGAGAGUCAUCGACAUCUUCCAGAGUAACCUCUUUCAGGCACUCAUAGAUAUCCAGGAAUUUUACGAAGUGACCUUAUCGGACAAUCAGAUAUGCAACGACCCUGUGAAAGCGUCCCCCGGCGUAGAUGCAGUGCACCUCUGGGAUUUCCCCAGCCCCCAAAGCACAACGGUCACCUCAGACACACUGCCCAGCAUUAGCACCAGCAUAGAGGAUUCUCCUCUGCUAUUCGAAAUCCUCCGUGCGCUCGCUAAGGCCAAAGCGUCCACCGGCGAGCCGGACCGAAAGUACAGACACAAUGACGAGGACACGUCUCCUCCGGAUCAGAGCUCGCCCCAGCUCACGGACGAAGCUCCGGGACCCGAGCUCGUCCAGGUGGCCGAGAAGAACAUCUCGCAGAUCGAAAACGUCCACGGCUUCGUGGCUCACGCGCACAUUUCCCCAAUGAAGGUUGAGUCUCUGGAGUGCAUCUUCGAUGGGCCGGCCACACCCGCCGAGAGUCCUCUCCUCAGCCCGUCCACCUCUCACCAGCAGACAGAUGCUGCCCCUCCCUCCUCUUCCAUAAUCCCUGUGAUCCCAAUCUCGCCUGUCCCAUCGGAGGCCGCCGUCAUCCCUUCACCGACGUCACAGGCAAAUCCUCCUCCUGUCGUGGUAAAUACAGAGAGUCUGGAUUCAGCUCCGUAUGUAAAUGGCACGGAGGCGGACUACGAGUACGAGGAGAUUACGCUGGAGCGGGCAAAUUCUGGACUGGGCUUCAGCAUCGCGGGUGGCACUGAUAACCCUCACAUCGGAGAAGAUCCCAGCAUCUUUAUCACCAAGGUCAUCCCAGGAGGCGCCGCCGCUCAGGACGGGAGACUUCGGGUAAAUGAUGUUAUCCUGCGUGUGAACGAGGUGGACGUCCGGGACGUGACCCACAGUAAAGCCGUGGAGGCGCUGAAGGAGGCCGGAUCGUUGGUCAGACUCUACAUCAGGAGAAGAAAAUCCAACUCUGAGAAAAUCAUGGAGAUCAAACUGGUUAAAGGACCUAAAGGCCUUGGUUUCAGUAUAGCUGGGGGUGUAGGGAACCAGCACAUCCCAGGAGACAACAGUAUCUACGUCACCAAGAUCAUCGAAGGAGGAGCUGCACACAAAGACGGCAGGCUGCAAAUCGGAGACAAACUUCUGGCUGUGAACAGCACAUGUCUGGAGGACGUGACCCACGAGAACGCCGUGACUGCCUUGAAAAACACCACGGACGUGGUGUAUCUGAAAGUGGCAAAACCCAACAGUGUCUUCAUGAACGACAGUUUUGCCCCUCCGGAUGUCACCAACUCUUAUUCCCAACAUAUGGAGAAUCAUAUCAGCCCUCCAAACUACCUGAAUCAGCCUCUGUCACAGUCGUCAUCGGGACACUUCUCCCCCACGCCGAAGACUCUCGGGGACGACGAACUGACACGAGAGCCCAGGAAGGUGGUGCUACACCGAGGAGCCACAGGGCUGGGCUUUAACAUCGUGGGUGGAGAAGACGGAGAGGGCAUCUUCAUCUCCUUCAUCCUGGCUGGAGGUCCCGCUGACCUGAGCGGAGAGCUGAGGAAAGGAGAUCGUCUCAUCUCGGUGAAUGGAGUAGAUCUGCGCAGUGCCACUCAUGAGCAGGCAGCCGCUGCUCUGAAGAAUGCAGGCCAGACCGUCACCAUCAUCGCCCACUACAAACCAGAGGACUACAGCCGUUUCGAAGCUAAGAUCCACGACCUGCGGGAGCAGAUGAUGAACAGCAGUAUCAGCUCGGGUUCAGGAUCUUUACGGACCAGUCAGAAAAGAUCGUUAUACGUCAGGGCGCUGUUCGACUAUGAUAAAACCAAGGACUCGGGUCUGCCCAGCCAGGGCUUGAAUUUCAAGUUCGGAGACAUCCUGCACGUGGUGAACGCCUCCGACGAUGAGUGGUGGCAGGCUCGGCAGGUCACCGCUGAGGGCGAGGUGGAGGAGAUGGGAGUCAUCCCCAGCAAAAGGAGAGUGGAGAAAAAAGAGAGAGCCAGGUUAAAGACUGUCAAGUUUAACGCGAAGUCUCGAGACAAAGGGUCCCUCAAUGACAAGCGUAGAAAGAACCUCUUUGCCCGCAAGUUCUCUUUCUACAAGAACAAGGAUGCGAGCGAGCAGGAAACGAGCGAUGUGGACCAGCAUGUCACCUCUAAUGCCAGUGAUAGUGAAAGUAGUUACCGUGGCCAGGAGGAGUACGUCCUAUCAUACGAGCCAGUGUGUCAGCAGGAAGUGAACUACUCUCGGCCGGUCAUCAUUCUGGGUCCAAUGAAGGACAGAGUAAAUGACGAUCUGAUAUCAGAGUUCCCGGACAAAUUCGGCUCCUGUGUUCCCCACACGACUCGGCCGAAGAGAGACUACGAGGUGGACGGGCGUGAUUACCACUUCAUGGUGUCUCGAGAGCAGAUGGAGAGAGACAUCCAGGAGCACAAGUUUAUCGAGGCGGGCCAGUAUAACAACCACCUGUACGGCACCAGCGUGCAGUCAGUACGAGAAGUGGCUGAAAAAGGUAAACACUGUAUCCUGGAUGUAUCAGGUAAUGCCAUCAAAAGACUACAGGUUGCUCAGCUCUAUCCCAUCGCCAUCUUCAUCAAACCAAAAUCAGUGGAGAACAUCAUGGAGAUGAACAGGAGGCUAACAGAGGAGCAGGGCAGAAAAACGUACGACAGAGCCAUGAAGCUGGAGCAAGAGUUCACCGAGCACUUCACAGCCAUCGUCCAGGGCGACACGCUGGAGGAAAUCUACGAUCAAGUCAAACAGAUCAUCGAGGAGCAGUCUGGACCAUACAUAUGGGUACUAUCCAAGGAGAAGCUAUGAAGAGGUCCACCCCCCCCCCUGUUGUCUUUUAUUUAUUUUAUUUCCUAUUUUAUUUUUUUUGUUAACAAUUUAAUCCCCGACGCUUCACUGUCGCCCCCCAAAUUCAGCUCACAGUCUCAUCACCUCUCCGAGAUCUUCGACAGGUGUCCCACAAGGCUGGGUAUGACGUCCCCCUUUGAGAUCUCCUGCUUCCAGUUCUUAGAGAUCAGGGGGGUUUUUGUUCCAGCCCAGAUGCAUUAGCAGAUGUGUAGAAGCGGUACAGUUCCUUAAUGUUUAAGGGAGGUUUUUUUUUUUUUUACAGAAGAAGAGACAAACGGACUGAGCUGAACCAUUUUUUUUUCAUUGUGUAAGUUUAUACCAGGGUGCGAGUCUCAGGCAUUAGAGUCGUAAAAUCGCCGGGGUAAAAAAUGACACGAAGCAAACCUUUGCACGUAAUAGCUUUAAGAGCAUGUCGUCUUUAUCUUCUUUUUACCAUAGUACGACAUUUUCAUACAUGAUUCUUCCUCCAAGCAUCCAAGCUUUGUUUUUAACACGUCACAUUCAUCAGCGUGAAACUGUUACCUUUAUGUUUUUUAAUUUCCUCAUUUUUAAUGACGUCUUACAUCCAGUUUAUCAUUUUUAACGUAGGAAAGUCUGCCAUUUGUAAGGAACUGCCAUGUUGUGUACAUUUGUGGCCUAAAUUGCCAUCGUGUACCCGAGAGAAUUUAUUGUACAAUGAAAUUAACAGAUAUUUAACCCUCCAUGAACUGCCUAUUUUGUUAUAAUAAAGUCUCUAGUGAAUUUUACUUACGCACUAGUACUAUGGGAGUUAUUUUCUUUACAUUAAGACGUAUAUAAAGAGAGGAAUUUUACAGACUUAUAUAAUAUGGAUAUAUAUCUAUUUUUCCCUUCUUUCCUUUGGCCUUCUUUAUUUUCCUAUACUGAAUGAUUCUCACAUCAACAUAAAGCAUGGAGUCGAGUGUGCCAGCUUGAGCGAGACCGAUGCCGGCCGUCUGUGCCGGGGUGUUUACGCUCGCAGACCCCUAGAAACAAACCCGGCUCUGUUGGUCAAGCGUCGAUUCAGGUCCUCUGCUUUCCCAAGAGAGGGCACGCCGUUCUCUCCACUGGACUGUUUUCUAUCGAGACCGAUGGCUCUACCGCCUCAGCUCUGCUUUUCAGGAACACUUUGGGACUGUAAAACAAUAAAUCCAUGUAAAUAACCUACUGAUCUGAUUCAUUCCAUCGAUCCGAACGAACCAGAGCGGCUAAUUCAACAAAUAAAACGGUUUCUCACACAGACAA